Molecule: messenger RNA, 3357 nt
Organism: Micropterus salmoides (largemouth bass)
Lineage: Eukaryota; Metazoa; Chordata; Actinopteri; Centrarchiformes; Centrarchidae
Gene: mtfr1l
Product: mitochondrial fission regulator 1-like
Exons: 7
Coding region: 262-1203 (313 amino acids)
Biological process (GO): mitochondrial fission; aerobic respiration
Cellular component (GO): mitochondrion
Source: RefSeq, a predicted model, not a curated record
AGAAGAGGCACAGGUUUCCGGCCUAAAGAACGACAACACAACUCCGGUCUGAAAGACAAACAGGAGAGGCCGUGUCUCGUAAAUUAUUUAACGGGUUAGUUUUUCCACAUACAGGCAUAAUCUACCAUGCUCCAGUAACUAAUCACUCAUUAAAUCCCAAGAGUUGGCAGUGGUACUGGCAUGGCUGUUUACUGAACUGCUUCUUCCUCACCAAGCAUUGGUGUGCAACUUCCCAGUGAACGAGACUGAACUACUAUCAUCAUGGAAACAGAAACAGAAGUAAUUCCCAUUUGGCAGAAUAAGCCUCAUGGAUCCACCCGUAGCGUUGUGAGAAGAAUAGGUUCCACUCUUCCACUUAGACCUCCACAAAGGGCAUGUUUCCAGGAACUACCAGGCCUGCCCCCUCUUAGGCCUAUGGAUGGCCCUAUGGUUCCUACUUUGGCAGACAUAGCCUGGAUUGUUGCAGAUGAAGAAGAGACAUAUGCCAGAGUGCGGAGUGACUCUCGUCCUCUGAAACACGAAUGGCGGCCCACGCCCCUCCUGGUUCUCCACAGGAACUCAUCUGUGCCUAACUUCCGCCGUGAGGGCAAAAGGAUGGAGGGACUUAGGAAGCCUGGGGUGACGGCGCUGAACCGUACUACCGCCCUGCAGGACGAGCUCAGCAGACUCCGUGCGCAGAUCGCCAAGAUUGUGGCAAGUGAUUCUGGCUCCAACCCCCUGACCCCAGACCUGCUCUCCCCUGACGACACCAGUAUGAGCUUCUCCAUGGCGCCUUUCGAGACCGCGCCCUACCAGCCGGCUGCCACGGCUGCCGCUUCCUUUGUCAUCAGCGAUGUCACUGAGGAGGAGGAGGAGGAGGAAGAAGAUGAAGAUGAGAAAGAUGUUGUCUCUGUGGUGUCGGAGCUUGUCCCCGACCCUCUGCCGCCUGUUUCCAUGACGGCAUCAGCAACCUUUGACCUGGACAGACCCAGCAUGGACUUCCGGGAGGCAGAGGAGGAUACAGUGUCGCUGUCAAAGUCCACCAGCUUUGCUGAUGUUAUGGACAUCCUGAAGGACAUGAACCGCAUGAAGAUGAGCAAAGACAGGUACAACAGAGGCUGUACGUCCCUCAGAGAGGAGGACUCAGCCAGUCUGAUUUCAGAAGCUCUGAGGAAAAAGUUCGUCCUGAAGGAUGAAGAUACUGCCGCUAUGAAACGGAAGUAGCCUGAACCAUAUGUUUAUCAAUACCUGAUUCGCUGCUCCAUGUAAGUUGGGACAAGAUAGUAGAUUGUAGUUGUUUUUUUUACAUAUAUAUUUUGUAAAAUUAACCCUUGAAGGCAUGUGGUAGGUUAUUGUUGGUAAUGUAUUCAGUGGCAGAAUGUUUUAGCUCACUUGUAGGUUCUUAGAUGUUGUUGUUUUCUCUCCCUUAUUAUUUUUAGGCUUUUGCCUGUGGAAUAUGUACCCUUGGAUCCACAACCUUGCUCCUCAGACCCAAGGCAAUAGCUGUCUGCCAGAGUUAGAACAAAAAAACACUUUGUCCCAGACAUUGAAAACCAAAUGCGAACUUCACAGCGCUGGUGCGGUGUGAGGGGGAACAGUCAACUCUCCAUAACAAUAAUCAGUUUCAGCACUGCAUCGCGUGUUGCAUCCUGUCUGUUUCUGUCUGUAAAAGGCUUUUUAUUUUUGGAAUAAUUUUUAAAUGAGGACUCAGCAGACUGGUUCCACUGCGGUCCAGAAAGUUGCCGUGUCUGGGCGUUUUUGAUUUUAUUUUUGUGUCUGUGUGUCUGUCUGUCUGUGUCUGUGUCUGUGUCUGUGUCUGUGUGUGUGUGUGUGUGUGUGUGUGUGUGUGUGUUAUAGCACAUUGUGGAGAGGCUGACAUCCAAACAAUUAGAACAGAUUCAUGGGACUACAAGUGAGGAAUGUCCCUUUAAAAAAAAAAAAUCUUUAGUCCCUAUUUUCCACAGAAGUGAUGCAAAUAAACAUGUUAUUGUUUGUUUUUUCAGUUAUGUAAAGAAGUCUUCUAACAUACUUGAAAACCUUUUAUGUACAUAAGAAACCGAUCUUGUGUACAUGCUGAGAUGUACUGUAGCUUAAUACAGUGUGUAUGGAGGGAAAAUAACUUCGGAUCUUUGCUGUUUAAUAUUUGCAUCCCAGUACUGAGUUUGCACAUGUGCACAGCAUCAUGUUGCUUGCUCUCCACUGCACCUCUUAUGCCUAUCCUCUUGUUUGUAAUGAACAUAUUGAUAGUCACUGAACCACAAGACACUAGGUUUGAAACCCAAACUAUAAUAUGCUGUUGAUAGAGUUUAAUGUUUGAGGUGUAUAAGUCCAAGGAAUACUUAAUGAGGUAUGUGAGUGAAAUUGCAUCUUUGUUUUCAGCUGUUUGUAUUUCCAGUUAAAGCAACAGAUACAAGCAUGCACAAGUCUUUUAGAUACCCCUUUCCCAGUUUGCAGAAUGUGCUAACUGGUAGAUGAAACCACCUUUUAUGAUGUUCUUUAAUGACGCAACAUCAAAGAGGGGAUUUCAGUUUGGGUAGAGAGACAACUGAGCUUCGUGUAAGAGUGCUUUUACAUCAUUCUGUAUGCGGAGUUUUGACAAAACCAUGUGUGAAAUUCUUGUGUGAGUCUUGAUGAUAAUGAAUAUUCUUGUUGACGCCUUACCACAGAUCUAUUGCCUGUUCCAGUGCCGGAUUUUAUUCCUGCAUUAGUUCAAGUGCCAUGGGUUUGUUUUUAUCAGCACACCCCUCAUUGCCUGCCCUUUGGUGGUAGUGGUAUUGCUGAAUGGUUUAAAAAUAACCCCACACAAGAAAAGAUUUUGCUGUUAUGUCACUUUUACCUCCACCCACGUCACUCCAACUCGGAUUUUCAUCUCUCACGUUUAUGCCUUCAUUGCUGUGAAUCCUUUGGUGUAGUUUUGCAGUGUGAAAAGGUAGCACCAAGUCUGUCUGUUUGGAUUGAACAUGAAUGUGCCCGUGUGUAUCGGUGAAUGCGGUGGAGUUAAAAUAUGUUUUGUCUUAAUAGAAUUGGCCCUCAACUUGUCUUUGGUAAUCUUCUCUAUAGGUAAUUUCCUUAUUGGUCAAAGUUAAGUACAAACUAACUAGCUGAGAAAUCUACUAUAUGCAAGUUUAAAUAUAUUAAUUGUAUGUCUGUACUUGAGAUGUUGAACCUUCACAUCAUACUCUACCAACUGCAUCACUACUCCUGAUAAUAAGUUGAGAGGAUCAUUUUUUUUUCACAGGCUUUGUUUGUAGUUUAAGAGUUUCUCACCAUUUUACCUCUGUAUAGGGUUGAGCCCAUCACUAUCUGUAUGUUUGAUUGUUUUGUUUUUUUUGUGAAGUUAGUACGUGUAAAUAAAGAUUGGCUGAUGUUUUGAAACGG